AUGAGUGCUCAAUACGACUUUGUUAUUGUUGGCGGCGGCGUUGCCGGCUUGGUGGUGGCAGCCCGGCUAUCUGAGAACCCCGAUAUCCAAGUGCUGGUGCUCGAGGCGGGAGAGGACCAGACAGCCGACCCUCGGGUCAAUAUCCCCGCAUUGGGUCCUAGUCUUGUCAAGACAUCUUCCGACUGGCAAUUCCAGACGGUACCACAGAGUGGCUUGGGCGGUCGUGAAAUCGGUGUGCCUCAAGGACGCCUUCUCGGUGGCUCUGGUGCCCUUAACGGCCUAUCUUUCACCGUUACGACUCGGUCUAAUGUUGAGGCUUGGGCCAGUUUGGGGAAUGCCGGCUGGGACUGGCCGGCGUUUAGCUCUGCUCAAAAGAAGGCCUACUCAAUUGCGUCUGAUCAAGAACAGAAGGGUCCUCUAAAGCUUUCUUUGCCCGAAAAUGCCGAGUCUUUCUGGCCCAGGGUCUGGCAAGACACUAUCCGCGAGCUGGGCUUUCCAGACGCCUGUGAUCCGUUGAGCGGCCGGGGCGUUGGAAGCAGUCUCACUCCGGAUACCGUGGACUCUGCAACUAAGACAAGGAGCCAUGCUGCUAGCGCAUAUCUGCAGGCUGCCAAGUCGAGGUCAAAUCUGACUGUUGCGACCCAGGCGCUCGUGGAGAGGAUUAUCUUCAGGUCAGAUGCUGGCGAGAUAGUUGCAGAGGGUGUCCAGUACACGAAAGAUGGGGAGAAGAAGACGGUAACGGCACAGAAAGAGGUGAUUCUGACCGCCGGUGCUCUCAACUCCCCACGUCUGCUGGAACUGUCUGGUGUCGGAAAUGCUGAGCUUCUUCGGGGCCUCGGAAUCGACGUUGUGCUUGACAGCCCGUACGUGGGAGAAAACUUGCAAAACCACAUCAUGGCUGGCGCUGCCUUUGAGGCACUUCCGGAACAUGACACCAUGGACGGCAUCGUCCGUCAGGACCCUGCGGCCGUGGGCGCCGCUAUGGAAGCGUACGGAAAGGGCUCGGGUCCCUUUUCCAGGAGCGGAACUUCGGCGACGGCACAGCUUCCGCUGUCGGCUGGAGAAGACAUUGUCCAGUUGCUCGACACCCUCAAAGCCGAGGCCCCCAAGACAAAGUCGACAUCCGGUUUCACAGAUGCGAUUGAAUCAUUCGUUCGAUCUGUUUUGACAUCGUCAUCAGAGCCUUCGGGCUAUUACAUCUCGUUCCCAGGCUACGCCUUGUUCAACUCAGACGGAACUAUGGCGCCGCCGCCUGCUGGCGACGAGAAGUACUUCACAAUAGGCGUGCUCCUCGCCCACCCUCUAUCGCGAGGUUCAAGCCAUAUUACAUCGGCAUCUUUGGAGUCGGCAGCACUGGCUGUUGACCCCGGCUAUUUGACGCAUCCCCUUGAUGUCGAGAUUUUGGCCAGACAUCUUCAGGUCUUGGAAAAGAUUGCAGCAAGCGAACCGCUAAGAAGCCAGCUCAAGCAGGGAGGGAAGCGUACCCCAGCCAAUAAUUUGACCGACCUCGAGCAAGCGAAAGAGUUUGUGCGAAAGACCGCAGUUGGUGCCCAUCACUUUACGGGUACAUGCUCCAUGAUGCCUCGCGAACUUGGCGGUGUCGUCGACGAAAAGCUGCGUGUCCAUGGAAUCCGCAACUUACGGGUGGCUGACGCCAGCAUCAUUCCCAUCACCGUUCGAGCCAACCCACAAGCAACUGUGUACGCAGUCGCUGAGAGGGCAGCCGAGCUGAUUAAGUCGAGUCUUUGA
Colletotrichum truncatum is the source of this 1749-nucleotide messenger RNA. RefSeq names its product GMC oxidoreductase. The record is from RefSeq and is a predicted model, not a curated record. Gene Ontology annotation, molecular function: flavin adenine dinucleotide binding; oxidoreductase activity, acting on CH-OH group of donors. Lineage: Eukaryota; Fungi; Ascomycota; Sordariomycetes; Glomerellales; Glomerellaceae.